This is a messenger RNA of Otolemur garnettii (small-eared galago), 701 nucleotides long. RefSeq names its product StAR related lipid transfer domain containing 6 (gene STARD6). Bases 1 to 678 code for a protein of 225 amino acids. The record is from RefSeq and is a predicted model, not a curated record. The transcript has 6 exons. Gene Ontology annotation, molecular function: lipid binding. NCBI's taxonomy places the organism in Eukaryota, Metazoa, Chordata, Mammalia, Primates, Galagidae.
AUGGACUAUAAGGCAAUUGCCCAACAAACCACCCAAGAAGUUUUAGAUUACAGUCAAGAUACAUCAGGCUGGAAAGUGGUUAAGACUUCAAAAAAAGUAACUGUUUCCUGCAAGCCUUCUAUAAAAUUUCGUGGAAAUCUAUAUCGUGUUGAAGGGAUAAUUCCAGAAUCAUCAACUAAGCUAUCUGAUUUUCUCUACAACCCUGGAAAUAGAGUUACAUGGGAUAAAGCGUUGCAGAUGUACAAAAUGGUACACAGGAUUGAUUCGGACACAUUUUUAUGUCAUACCGUUACACAAAGUUUUGCCAUGGGCUCAAUUUCCCCCCGAGACUUUAUCGACUUAGUACACAUCAAGCACUACGAAGGGAAUAUAAGCAUUAUCAGUUCUCAAAGUGUGGAUUUUCCAGAGUAUCCUCCAUCUCCAAAUUUUAUCCGUGGUUAUAACCAUGCUUCUGGCUUUGUAUGUUCACCUCUGAAAGAAAACCCAGCAUAUUCCAAACUAGUGAUGUUUGUCCAGACAGAAAUGAGAGGAAAAUUAUCCCCAUCGCUAGUUGAAAAAGCCAUACCUUCCAAUUUAGUAAGUUUCAUCGUCAAUGCAAGAGAUGGAAUAAAGGCACAGAAAACUUCAACAGGACGUGGACUUCAUCCUAAGAGUCAUUCAUACCUGAAGAAGAAAUAAGGUCCAUUCUGCUGUAAAAUCAU